Rosa rugosa (rugosa rose) is the source of this 1482-nucleotide messenger RNA. RefSeq names its product gamma-tocopherol methyltransferase, chloroplastic. The record is from RefSeq and is a predicted model, not a curated record. The coding region runs from base 121 to 1170 and encodes 349 amino acids. The transcript is spliced from 7 exons. NCBI's taxonomy places the organism in Eukaryota, Viridiplantae, Streptophyta, Magnoliopsida, Rosales, Rosaceae. Gene Ontology annotation, molecular function: S-adenosylmethionine-dependent methyltransferase activity. Gene Ontology annotation, biological process: methylation.
GAUAAAAGAAUUUGCAGACCCAAUAAUUCCAGCGGAUUAGUUUUUAUAAAAUAUCUCUUCAGAUCUGUAAAAGUCUAUAUAUACAUAUAUAUAUAUAUACGUACACAUUUUCUGUAGCUCAUGGCAUCUACGGGGCUGAACUACCAGACGUGCGGCUGGUCCUCGCCAACAGCAACCACGCUUCCUCCUCGCACGUGUCUGGGUGCGGCUCGUGUGAACGGAGCAGCGGUGAGCUCGAAGAAGAACAACAAGAAGAGAGGGUUUGAGUUGAGAGCAGUGGCGGCGGCGACGGCGAUGGAGGCAGUGGAGCUGAAGAAGGACAUAGCCGAGUUCUACGACGAGUCGUCUGGGCUAUGGGAGGAUCUCUGGGGCGACCACAUGCACCACGGCUUCUACGACCCCAAGGCCGCCGACGUUUCGGUGUCGGACCACCGGGCGGCCCAGACCCGGAUGAUCGACGAGGUGCUCCGGUUCGCAGGGAUUUCUGACAAGUGUCCAAUUGGGAAUGUAGUGGAUGUUGGGUGUGGGAUUGGAGGGAGCUCCAGAUAUCUGGCUGGCAAAUACGGGGCCAAUUGCAAAGGGAUUACUCUGAGUCCUGUACAGGCUCAAAGGGCCAAUGCUCUUGCUGCUGAUCAAGGCCUAGCCAAUAAGCAGGCAUCCUUUCAAGUUGCUGAUGCUCUAGCACAACCAUUUCCUGAUGGCCAAUUUGAUCUGGUUUGGUCCAUGGAGAGUGGGGAACACAUGCCUGAUAAAGCAAAGUUUGUUGAUGAGUUGGUUCGAGUUGCGGCACCAGGAGCAACGAUAAUACUAGUUACAUGGUGCCACAGGGAUCUUGGUGCUUCUGAACAAUCAUUGCAGCCAGAUGAGAAAAAGCUCCUGGACAAGAUAUGCAAUGCUUUCUAUCUUCCAGCUUGGUGUUCUACUGCUGACUACCUCAAGCUACUUGAGUCCUACUCACUCGAGGAUAUCAAGGCUGAGGACUGGUCUCCGUAUGUAGCCCCAUUUUGGCCGGCAGUGAUUCGCUCAGCAUUGACAUUUAAGGGUUUCUUUUCUCUGUUGCGCACAGGAACGAAAACAAUAAGAGGAGCAUUGGCAAUGCCAUUGAUGAUCCAAGGAUUCAAGAAGGAUCUAAUAAAGUAUUCCAUUAUUACAUGCCGAAAACCUGAAUAGACCACAGUAUGAUGGGGGUUUCUACACAGUCAGGAUCAAAAUCAAUAAGUGAAGCAUGAUAGUGCUGCUGGUGAUCAAAGGACACAUGAAAGGUCCAAGUAUUCGGAAAUUACUUAUCGAAAGCCUUAGUAUGUUGGGGUUUCUACUCAAUGUUAGUGCAGUUUUAAUUUGUUAGUUUUCAAGUCUUGGGGAUGGCUAGAAACAAAAACAGUAGAUGCAUCCUGUUUAUCCCAAUAAUUUGUGCUGGAUGCGCCUUUUCCACCGUGAGGCAACUUAUUGUAGUCAUCAGUCAUCACACAAUUUCUCUCUAUA